AAAAUCUCUCACAUUCUCUCUCGAAUCCUCACAAAUCCGUUUCACCAAUCAGCAAAAGUUUCUCUCUUCUCUCUCAAAUCACAACUCGAAGAAGAUGAAGCAACUAAUCCGCCGUCUCUCUCGCGUCGCUGAUUCCGCUCAAUACAGUCUCCUCCGCUCCGAUUCACAACGACCUAGCCGCCGUUCCGAAUCAUUCCUCCGUUCUUCCGUGUCUCGCCGCUCAAAGAAGCAAACCUCUUCGGUUCCUGAAGGACACGUACCGGUCUACGUAGGUGACGAGAUGGAGAGGUUCGUCGUUAGCGCCGAGCUACUAAACCAUCCGGUUUUCAUCGGUUUACUAAACCGAUCUGCUCAAGAGUAUGGAUACGAGCAAAAAGGAGUUCUACAAAUCCCUUGCCAUGUACUUGUCUUCGAACGAAUCAUGGAAUCGCUUCGUCUUGGACUUCCGGUGCCGAUUGAUGUUCAGGAUCUAAUCGGUGACGAGACGAGUUGAAGAAGAAGCUUUUUUUAGAAGGAAUCUUGGUAGUUAGACAAGUAUUUUUCUAGAUCUGGUUUUUUUUUUCAGAUACUGAGUCAUCAUACUUCGUCGUUUUGAUGUAAAUAGGUAUAAUUUUUUUUUUGUUUCAUGGAUCCAAAAGUGGAAGAAGAGACGAAUUUAGGGGUUUUCUUUUUCUGUUUAAGAUUUGUUGUUGCAAAAUUUCCUAAUUUUUUCGCCGGUUUUAAGAAUCGGUUUGAAAUUCUUGUGAAGUUUUUAUAUGGAAAUAUUUGCAUCAGUUUGGAUCUUAAUGUAUGCAUAAUUUCUGGUUUGUAUGAUAUGAUUCCAGUUUUUUUUUACGGAUUGAGCUAAAGAAAAAAGGAGAGGAUAUUGAUGUUUCACCGGGAUUAUCGGAAGGGUAAAAUUGUGAAUGUGACUAUAAAGGAUAUGAUAAUCU
Arabidopsis arenosa is the source of this 932-nucleotide messenger RNA. NCBI's taxonomy places the organism in Eukaryota, Viridiplantae, Streptophyta, Magnoliopsida, Brassicales, Brassicaceae. The record is from the annotation of a GenBank genome assembly.